CACACCCGGUGAGCCCUGCUUCUCUCCCCGCCUCAGAGCCGCUCCGCCCGGGCACGAAGCUCCAGAGAGUCCCGGUUUGCCCUCAGUUGAAAAGCAGCCAUGAAUAGCUCCGACAUGACGCCUCUAACGACAGCCUCCCCAUACAUGACCGCAGCUGUGACUCAGACAGAUCCUGUUGCGUCACUUUCUACACAAGCGGCCACCACAGUGUUCCAGGUGGCAACAACAGCAGUUCCUGAAAGUUCUGACUCGACAGUUAUCGCAGUGGUUGUUGUUCUCAUGCUGCUGACGAUCGCCGCUCUGGCUUUCCUGCUCUAUCGAUACCUCUGCCACAACAAAGGCGCCUACCGGACGACGGGGGAGCUGGCUCCGGGAGAAGAUCCCGACGAGGAGCGCAGCAACCAGGCCGCCAGUGAAAAGAAGGAAUACUUCAUCUGAAGGUGGAGAAGGAGGAGGACUCGGGUCCUGAGUGGAGCUUAGGAAGGAAACCAAGUUUAUGAAGGCCUGAAGAGAAAUAGGAAUGUGUUUUUUUUGUUUAGAGUGUUUUUUUGCUGCACACUGGUUCAGAGGAAUACCUUGUUAAAAUAUUUGCUUAAAAAGAAAAAAAAUGCACAGGUGCACAAGCCAAACCAAAGAUGACAUCACUGAAGGAGUGAAUGUUGACGGAUGUGGAGCAGGUGACAGACGCCAGGCGUGUGCAGAUUAGCCGAGCCGGGCUGGAAACAGGUGGUGGGAUUCUGAGACGUCUGCAGUCCCAGUUACAUGAUCAGUAAAUACUCAGCAACUGUUGUGGUGUAAGAUUAGCUCGUAUGUUGCACUAUUCAGCAACUGUCUCUCGGUUCCUCUCUUCUGUAUCUGAUAUGUGGGGUGAGGGCUGGGGUGACGGAGAAAAGAAAAUCUCCAGAUAAACGUUCUCAUAUCGUCAAUAUUGAUCAUUAUCGCAUUAUAUUUCUAUAUUUAAAAAAAAUGUUUUUGCUCCAGAGUGAAGGUUAUUUAAAAUUCUUCCAUGUGCAAAUCUGAGGUCGAUCAACUCAGUGUUAUACCUCCACUGUGCUUAUGUGUGUACUGUAAGCACUAUAUCAAUUUAUAUUGGACUUUUAUUAUGUUAUUGAUGAAUUAUAUUCUCAUAACUGUUGGUGUUUUACUGCUCAGUCCUUUUUUGUGUUGUUUUAUUCUGUUACUGCUUUUUACCGCACAAAUAUACGGAAGAAAAUAUUCUGGUGCCUUCGAGGGUCGUUACCUUUUCCAUUGAUUUGCUUUUAAAAUGCCACUUUUUUUCUAUGCAGCUCUUUUAUAAGCUAAAGUCGAAAAACAAUGUCCCUAUGUGAGUAAAAGGACGGCAAACUUUAUGUUGCAUGUUUUACCUGCCAUAUUUUUUUGUAAAAUUCUUUUCCAGACUUUGUUACUGGUGGCUUCUCUGUUUGAGAUGAAUAUUGGAAGGCAAUAAAACUUGUCUUCGGACUAGUGUCAUCAUC
Molecule: messenger RNA, 1475 nt
Organism: Limanda limanda (common dab)
Lineage: Eukaryota; Metazoa; Chordata; Actinopteri; Pleuronectiformes; Pleuronectidae
Product: glycophorin-C-like
Exons: 6
Coding region: 100-438 (112 amino acids)
Source: RefSeq, a predicted model, not a curated record